UGUGGUUCUGCACUCCCGUAAGUCUAUUGAGUUCUGCGCCCCGUCCCUCUUCCUCUAAUUCCCGUCUCUCUGUGCUGUUGCUUUUUCCAUUGCCGUAUUCGUUCAGACCGAACCUAAAUUCUCCCAACAUCGACUGACCACCACACCCAAUUCUGUGUUGGACAGGCCAAGUCCCCUACAGAUCUUGUCUUCCCCGUUCCCUCCAUCUAGAAAUUCUGUCCCACCAAGAUGCCGAUGUCCAAGAAGGAGCUCCAGGAGCUUCGCAUCCAACCGCGCAUGUACAAGAAGCCUCCGUUCUCCGUAGAGGCUCCUGGAUACGAGCCGGUUGAGGGCGAGACCAUUCCUCGUCGACUGCCCGCCGCCAAGGACGGCCUCAUCCUUCGCCCGGCUGAGGAUGUCGGAACCACCUACGAUGUCUUCCGCCGCUCCGCGCGUGUUUACGGCAAUGCGAAGGCCGUUGGAACUCGUCACUUGGUCAAGACCCAUGUCGAGAAUAAGAAGGUCAAGAAGAUCGUCGAUGGUGUCGAGAAGGAGGUCGACAAGCAGUGGACCUACUUCGAGAUGAGCGGCUACAGCUACAAGAGCUUUGUCGAAUACGAGAAGCUGGCCCUGGAGCUCGGCUGUGGAUUGCGAAAACUCGGUUUGGAGAAGCCCGAUAAGAUCCACCUUUACGGCGCAACUAGUGCACAUUGGCUGGCCAUGUCACACGGUUCCGCAUCUCAGUCCCUGACCAUUGUCACCGCAUAUGAUACCCUGGGUGAGGAGGGAUUGAAGCACUCUUUGGUCCAGACAUCCAGUGCCGCCAUCUUCUGCGAUCCCGUUCUCAUCCCCUCCGUGGCCAACGUUCUGAAGGAUGUCAAGUCCAUCAAGCACGUCAUCUACAACACCGACCAGGAGCCCAAGAAGGAACACCUGGACCGCCUCAAGUCCGACUAUGACUACCUGAACGUCAUGAGUCUCGAGGAGCUGCGGAAGCUGGGUGAAGAGAACCCCGUGGACCCCGUCCCCCCGGCUCCUGAAGACCUUUGCUGUAUCAUGUACACCUCUGGUUCUACCGGCCCCCCGAAGGGUGUCUCCCUGACACAUGCGAACGUUAUCGCCGCAACUGCCGGUAUCCACGAGAUUGUCGGCCCUUACAUCGGUCCCUCGGAUGCUCUCCUCACCUACCUCCCCCAAGCGCACAUUCUGGAAUUCAUGUUCGAGAACCUCUGUCUUUUCUGGGGUGGUACCAUGGGUUACGGCAACCCUCGCACCUUGUCUGACGCUUCCAUGCGCAACUGCAAGGGUGAUAUCCGUGAAUUCAAGCCCACCAUCCUGGUCGGUGUUCCGGCUGUGUGGGAGUCCGUGAAGAAGGGUGUGCUCAACAACCUGAACAAGAACAACUUCCUCAUCAAGAGCAUCUUCUGGGGUGCCAUGUCUGCCAAGAACUUCCUCAUGACUGCUGGAUUCCCCGGCGCUGACACAGGAGCCUGGUUCCUGGACUCGGUGGCCUUCCGCAAGCUCAAGGAAGCUACUGGUGGCCGGCUACGGAUCAUGAUGAACGGUGGUGGCCCGGUCUCCAAGGACACGCAAAAGUUCCUGUCCAUGGCCGUUGCCCCCAUGAUCAGCGGCUACGGUCUGACCGAAACCUCCGCCAUGGGUGCCCUGAACGACCCGAUGGCCUGGAACCCUGACGCGCUCGGUGAAAUCCCCGCCUCUAUCGAGGUCAAGCUGGUUGAUUUCCCGGAUGCCGGCUACUUUACGAAGAACACUCCCCCUCAGGGAGAAAUCUACAUUCGCGGAGGCAGUGUCAGCAGCAACUACUGGCAGAACGAGGAGGAGACCAAGGAGGCCUACACCGAUGAUGGAUGGUUCAAGACUGGUGACAUCGGCGAGUUCGACCACCUUGGCCAUCUCAAGAUCAUCGACCGCAAGAAGAACCUCGUCAAGACUCUCAACGGUGAAUACAUUGCUCUGGAGAAGCUCGAGUCUAUCUAUCGCUCUUCCCCCGUGGUCGGCAACAUCUGCGUCUACGCCGCCCAAGAUCAGGACAAGCCCGUUGCUAUCAUUGUCCCUGUCGAAGCCACCCUGAAGAAGUUGGCCAACGACAACGGUAUUGAGGGCGACUCUCUGGAGUCUCUCGUCCACAACGAGAAGCUGAAGUCUAUUGUUCUCAAGCAGCUCCAAACCGCUGGUAAGGCCGGUGGUCUGAAGGGUAUUGAGAUCAUCAACGGUGUUGUCCUCUCCGACGAGGAGUGGACCCCUCAGAACGGCUUCAUGACCGCCGCUCAAAAGCUCCAGCGCAAGAAGAUCCUCAACCGCUUCCAGGACGAUAUCGACCGUGCCUACGGGAAGAAAUAAAAACAUCACCGAUUAUAACUAAAGUCCGUGACAGCGAACAACUCAACUCAUCUCCAUCAGCCGCAUAUCUUAUGCCUGCUUAAUUAGUAUAUCCUCUAUAUCCCUCAGCAACUGUUCUGUUCGGCUCGCAUCAUGUUUUUUGAUCCUGCUAAUUUCGUUUUCUCUUCGACUUCUGUUGUUCUAUGAUAUACAUGUAUCAUGUUCUCUCCUUUUCUUCGUGUGUGUAUGUCUCCGCUUAGCUAACUCUCGAUGUGAUACUCACUCAUCCCGGUGGGUCUAUGCCAUAUAAAAUUCAUUAUAUUUUUCUUCA
This is a messenger RNA of Aspergillus eucalypticola CBS 122712, 2650 nucleotides long. RefSeq names its product long-chain fatty acid-CoA ligase FAA1 (gene faa4). Gene Ontology annotation, cellular component: endoplasmic reticulum; lipid droplet; plasma membrane. Lineage: Eukaryota; Fungi; Ascomycota; Eurotiomycetes; Eurotiales; Aspergillaceae. The record is from RefSeq and is a predicted model, not a curated record. The transcript is spliced from 5 exons. Gene Ontology annotation, molecular function: long-chain fatty acid-CoA ligase activity. Gene Ontology annotation, biological process: long-chain fatty-acyl-CoA metabolic process; long-chain fatty acid metabolic process. The coding region runs from base 229 to 2340 and encodes 703 amino acids.